Condylura cristata (star-nosed mole) is the source of this 540-nucleotide messenger RNA. RefSeq names its product cornifin-B-like. NCBI's taxonomy places the organism in Eukaryota, Metazoa, Chordata, Mammalia, Eulipotyphla, Talpidae. Bases 25 to 363 code for a protein of 112 amino acids. The transcript has a single exon. The record is from RefSeq and is a predicted model, not a curated record.
ACCAGGUCCAGCCUCCUUUGAAGCAUGAGUUCCCAGCAGAAGCAGCCUUGUACCCCACUGCCCCAAAUUCAGCAGCAGCAGGUGAAACAGUCCUGCCAGCCUCCACCCCAGGAGCCAUGUGCCCCCAAAACCAAGGAACCAUGCCACCCCAAGGCUCGAGAGCCCUGCCACCCCAAGACACCAGAGCCCUGCCACCCCAAGGCUACAGAGCCCUGCCACCCCAAGGCACCUGAGCCCUGCCACCCCAAGGCACCUGAGCCCUGCCACCCCAAGGCACCUGAGCCCUGCCACCCCAAGGUUCCUGAGCCCUGCCCCUCGACCGUCACUCCAGUGCCUGCUCAGCAGAAGACCAAGCAGAAGUAAUGUGCUCCACAGCUGCACCUUGUGGGGAGAGACCCCUGGGGUUGACCGCCGUUCCCAUCCUGCUAUGAGUCCCACUUGCUGUCAGCACAGUCAGCCCGAGUCCUGGCCCCACCUUCUUUGUACCCUUUGUACAGUCUCUCUGGAGGCCCCUGAGCCCCUGAAUAAGGCUGACGUUCU